GGUUUCUGCUAUUCAGGACUUACUUUAUUCUAUGUCUGUGGAGAUGCCCGUGCGCAUUCGGGCCCCCUCACGGGGAUGUGAUAUGAUGAAAUGGAUUUAUCGGGAAGGGAACGCGAGAGCUGAUGAACAGACUUGGAUGGCUCGGAGGGGCCAGGACCACUUGACAAUCGAUAACAGGUUAUUUACAGUGAACGCUUCGAGCGUGCUCGGUGUGAGGGGCUUCUUCGACGGAGGCCGCUCCUCUGAGGGUUGCGGCGGCGGCUGGGUCCUCGAUCUGUACAGUCUCCCAUUGCUUCCCUCUCAUCUCAAUCAUCUUAAUAAUCUUGACGGCUCCGCCUCCCCGAGUGGCUGCUGGUGGUGCGAUGUCGCCUCUGAAGCCCUCUGUCUCCCGCCCUCGUGUGCAGUGACCCAGGCUGAACUUCUUGCUGUAAAGCACCUACUCAAAGGUGUGGUGGCGGUCCUGCAGGCGCUCGGCCUGUUGCCCCCCUUCUGCGUUAGGCUGUGUCUCGAGCGGGCCUGAACUCAGGCCUGUGGCUCUGCGCAAAGCAAAAAAAGUGCAGCUGUCCCUCCUCGGGGAUCUCAGCGGCGACCUGGCCCGUCGCGGGCCCCCUCGAGCCGCGUCGUGCGGGCGGGUUUUGUGCAUGCACACGUAUCGUGCAUCCCUGGUUGCCGAACGGGUGAUCUGUCGGCAUUGGAUUGAUUUCUCUGCUAUCAGUUCUUGGGAUUUCUGUCUGGCCGAUUCUUUGGCAUCAAAGCUUGGGACAUCAGGCCUCGCAUUGCUGUUAUCAUCCUGUGCCCCUUCCUUGUGAGGCGCCAUGACAGCUCAGUUUUGUUCUUGCCCUUGCAUCUCUCCGAUCCCUUCCUCUUCGUGGCGUCGACGAAUGCGGCGGGUGCGACUCGUCGCACGCAGACAGACGUAUGUUGAUCUACUUCAGGAGCAAGACAGGCUCAGAGAAGUUGCGUAUCAAUCUUUCCAAGAUGGGAUUUUGGUGGCUAUGUGCAACUAUUCUAUCCCUUCUGUAUGCUCUCCACAGGUUAGCACAGACCAUGCUUGUGUCGGUGUCGCUUCGGAGCCCAUGCACGCGCAGACUCCCGCUGCAGUUGCUGAGAUGGGGCAGGAGGAAGAGGCGGAGGAGGAGUAUGCUCAUGCUGUUUCGUUGGCAGUUUCUUUGGAUUCCAAGCGUUUCGAGGGAGAAGGUGCUGCACCUUCAGGCGUUUCUGCUUGUGACGGUGUCGUUUCGGAGCCCAUGGUCGCGCAGCCUUCCACGGCAGUUGCGGAGAUGGAGCAGGAGGGGGAGGCGGAGGAGGAUUAUGUCCAUGAAGUUUCCACGGCAGUUGCUAAGAUGGAUUUGCAGGAGAAGGAGGUGAUGGAAGAGGAUGAGGAUGACUUGCAGCACGAUCAAGCACCGGAAGCAAUGGUUGAUGUUGAAACAGCAGUGGAGCUCGUGCCAACACACCUGCGGAUGCCGUCUGGCAACAGUGGCAACGUGGUUUGGAUCCCGAGGCGAACUGUAGCAGUGCUCCAGACAGUAAACCUCUUAUAUACACGGACCCCCACACAUUCCAAGAGUUGAAUAUGCUUCAACGUCUUCUGGGCAGUGGCUACUCCCAUGCGGAUAUCUCGUACUUUGAGGGCUGUCUGGUUGCAGCGGGCUGGGAUGAGGAGCUCGGUGUAAACUCCGUUUCCUGUAUAGAGUCACUUCCGCGGGGAUGUGGUGGACGGUGGAGGAGUUGCUGCAAAAAUCGGGUCACGGUGUGGCAUGCUUUGCAGUGCAGCGAGGUCUGGGAUGGUGCUUUCCACGAUGAAGAGCUCAUGAAUGAUUUUCUUGAGUCGGUCGUUUCUCGUCUAAGACGUGAUGGGGCGAGGAUAUGGGAAGACGUUCGGCAAAGUUAGAUGCUACUCUCGCUCUUUUGCGAAUUUGAUGGUAUUCGUUUGCUGGGCUCAACUCUUGCUUUGAUUGUACUCGCUGCGUUUGUUGCCUUGUACUUCCAGGCCGCUUGCCUUGUACUUGUUGCAUUGUCUGCUUGUGCUCUUGUCUUACCGCGGGUUGUUACGGCAUACUUCGGACUUUGUGUUUGCGUUGACUCUUGCCAUGCUGUGUGUGUGUUGGGCAUGCGCGCAUGUUGGUAUAAGAGCUCCGCGUGUUCUUCACUUUGUUCGGAAUAAGAGUUUUGCAUUUGCCCGCUCCCGCUCAAAAAGUGGUGGGUGCCUUGCCUGACUCUGUAUGCCGCCCGUCUUCCUGCUAGCGACUGGGCCAGACGGGCCGCGCUGUCGGCCGCAAAUUCGGCGUUGUGUUUCACGUGCGUGGUCUUUCAGUGGUGUUGAGACGGUAAUCGCUGUAUAAACCUGUGGUUGCUGUAUGGUCUCUCACUGCUUCUUGCUUUGCUUCCAUAUCUAUGGUCUGCAUUGCUUUCCUCAUUUUUUCGUGUUUUCUUUAGUGGGAUUUACGCUCUUGGGCAUUGCUGUACAGCUUCGCUGUUAGUGCGCUCAGCGUUUUGCUCUCAGGCUCUGUUCUGAGUUGCUUUGUGUUUCGGUCUGCCUCCGUGGAGGCUCGAAUCGACCGUCCGCAAAAGACCGCAAAAGACCAGGUUGACGGUUCACCGCCGGCGCCAGUCU
Prorocentrum cordatum is the source of this 2617-nucleotide messenger RNA. The record is from the annotation of a GenBank genome assembly. Lineage: Eukaryota; Dinophyceae; Prorocentrales; Prorocentraceae.